Solanum stenotomum is the source of this 2910-nucleotide messenger RNA. Its product is annotated as U-box domain-containing protein 35-like. NCBI's taxonomy places the organism in Eukaryota, Viridiplantae, Streptophyta, Magnoliopsida, Solanales, Solanaceae. The coding region runs from base 259 to 2745 and encodes 828 amino acids. The transcript has 10 exons. Gene Ontology annotation, molecular function: ATP binding; protein kinase activity. The record is from RefSeq and is a predicted model, not a curated record. Gene Ontology annotation, biological process: protein phosphorylation.
AGUUUUCCGUUUCCUUUUGGUGGUGCCGGCGGCGGCGCACAACGGUGCGUUCAUGGCUGUGUUCCGCCUUUAACGACCAAACCAAGCGGCUGCCGGUGCUGAUUCCGGUACCGGCGAGGAGCGGUUCAAUGGAAUCCAUUGCUUCGCCUUGAUUCACAAGUACAUAAGCCCAAAAAAAAUAAAAAUUAAUGCUUGUGUAAAUAUAUAUACGUACACAUUAUACUCAGCUAGGAUUAUAAAUCCUACAUUCGCCGGAUCAUGAAAAGGAGUGAUAGCAUGAUUGCUGUGGCCAUAGACAGAGACAAAAAUAGCCAACAUGCUGUGCGUUGGGCGGUUGAUAACCUCCCUGUAAAGAAGAAUGGCGAAAUCCUCCUUAUACACGUUCAUCUCCAUAACGAAAAUCUCAAUUCCCAAAGCACAGUUGCUAGUCAUUCUCCCACAAUGGCUGAAAUGCAGCAGUUCUUCCUUCCUUAUCGUGGAAUUUGUGCUCGAAAAGGGAUUCAGGCACAGGAAGUGAUUCUCCAGGACACUGAUGUUGCACAAGCACUAACCGAGUAUAUAUCUCAGAAGUUCAUCACCACCAUCGUCUUUGGCGCUUCAACCCGGAAUGCCCUUACAAGAGCAUUUAAAAUUCAAGAUGUGCCAAGCUCUUUAUCCAGAUCUGUGCCUGAAUUCUGCUCAAUCUAUGCCAUAUCAAGGGGGAAGGUUCUAAAACUUAAGUCAGCAAGUCAACCUGCCACUCCUAGCAGUAAAGCAAGCUCCAGCCAAACAGGAUUCUCACACAAUUCCCCAAUUUCUCGAGCUCAUAUUCCCCAGGAGAGUUGGGGAAGUAUUGGGACCUUUGAAUCUAUUGAUGCUGGCAGCCGGAGCAUAUCUUCUGAUAGCAGUAGUGCCUCAGAUAGGCAUCCUGCAAGUCAGAGUACUUCACCAAAUUACAGCAGUGCUAGUGAGCGUACACCAAAGGCAUGGUCGGACAGCCGACACAGCAGCAGGAAUCCUUCACCAGAUCGAUCUGUCAGCACUAUCGGUGAAGUAUUUAAUAAAAUUCAACUAACGAGGCAGCCUGGCUGCAAGAAUCUUACUCCUAUCCCAUCGUGGAGCAAUAGUGGUGAUUUUGGUGAAUGGGCACCACCCGCAGAGCUAGUUGGAAGCAGUGAAAAUUCCUCCCAGGCUUUUAUGACUUCAAAUAUGGAUACUACAAAAAUACUACAUGAUAGACACCUUGGUAGCCUACUACCUCCAUCCCAGCACAAAGUCAAUAACCUAAAUCUUCGCAUGCACCCUAAAGAGAAUUCAUUCUACUCUACAUCUGGUUCGAGUAAUCUUUCAAGCUCCUCAAGUUACCGUUUCUCUGAUAUGUCCUUUGAGCAUUCGGACUCUUCUCAUAAUGUUUCAGAUGCUUCUAGGUGUUCCAUCUCCUCCCAAAAUGCAGAUGAGUUGGAGGAGGAAAUGAAAAGGCUAAAAUUUGAACUGAAGCAAAGCCUGGACAUGCACAAUGGAAUCUGUAGACGACAGGCAAGAGAGAUUGAUCGUUCAACGUCAAAAGAGGCAUGCAACUUAGAAGAAGCCAAGGAGGCCCCUGAGGCUUCACAUGCUAUGUCGGAAAAGGAGAAGCAAAAAUGCAAAGCUGCUUUAGAAGUAGCACAGAUGGCGCAACACAUGGCAGAAUUGGAAUCUAAGAAGCGAAAGGGUGUAGAAAAGAAAUUUCGGCAUGAAGCAGAAGAGAAGAAGAAAGCACAAGAUGCAUUUGCCGGCAGUGAAAAUUGCUAUAGGAGAUACUCAACAGAUGAAAUUGAAGCUGCAACAAACUACUUCUCCAAUUCACAAAAGAUUGGUGAAGGUGGAUAUGGUCCUGUGUACAAAGGCUAUCUGGAUCACACUUCAGUUGCUAUUAAGGUUCUAAGGUCGGACAUCACGCAGGGGCAAAUACAGUUUCAGAAAGAGAUUGAGGUUCUAAGCCGCUUGAGACAUCCAAAUGUGGUUCUCCUCUUGGGAACAUGUCCGGAGUAUGGUUGCCUUGUGUAUGAAUGUAUGGAGAAUGGCAGCUUAGAGGAUAGGUUGUUCUGCAAGGACAAAAGUUCUCCUAUACCAUGGCCUGCUCGUUUCAGGAUAGCUGCAGAAAUUGCUGCUGCUCUUCACUUCUUUCACCGAACAAAACCAGAACCCAUCGUGCAUCGAGACCUCAAACCUGCUAAUAUUCUCUUGGAUGCUAACUACAAAAGUAAGAUUAGUGAUGUUGGCCUAGCCAGAUUGGUUCCAGCGUCUGUCUCAGGCAGAUUCACUCAGUGUCUCAUGACAUCAGCUGCUGGGACAUUUUGCUAUAUUGACCCAGAAUACCAACAGACUGGGAUGCUGAAUACAAAAUCGGAUGUUUACUCUUUGGGAAUCAUGUUAUUACAAAUAAUUACAGCAAGGCCUCCAAUGGGUUUGACGCACCAUGUUGAGAGGUCAAUUGAAAAAGGAAAGUUUGAUGAUAUACUAGAUCCAUCAGUGAAUGAUUGGCCCUUGGAGGAGGCGCUAUCCUUUGCUAAAUUGUCUCUGAAAUGUUGCGAACUCAGGAGGAAGGACAGGCCAGACCUUGGUUCAGUCAUAUUGCCUGAAUUGAAACGACUAAAAAACAUUGCAUUAGACUACAGACCCAGAGGUCGACUCACUUUACGUCCCUCAAGUUCACAAGAGAGCUUAGCAGUGAGUGAGGAAGUAAGAAACAGCAUUUCUGACAGUCAAUCAGAUAAAGCAGCAUAACUGCUCUUGUACCUAUUGACAAGGUGAUACCGCUGGUCACCACCUCAGUUUUCAAGCAUAUUUUGGCCUCUUCAGUCCAGAAAAUCUGUGAAUACUAAAUGUACAGAGAUACAAUAUAUAGUCACCAUCACAGCGCCCCGUUGUAAAUUUGGAAACAGGAAAAUA